This is a messenger RNA of Porites lobata, 1125 nucleotides long. The record is from the annotation of a GenBank genome assembly. NCBI's taxonomy places the organism in Eukaryota, Metazoa, Cnidaria, Anthozoa, Scleractinia, Poritidae.
AUGGUUACAGGUAGCGUGACUCACAUUGGCAACGAUACUUACAAUGCUACACUGCGGCUAACGUUUGCUGGAGAAUAUAUAAUCCUUGUUAUUUUGACGUACAUUAACAACGAUAGUCUCGAAUAUCGUCACCACACUAAAGCUGUUCUGCAACACGUGGGUAACAGUCCGUUUGAUCUCCCGGUAUCCCCGGGUCCUUACCCCGGGGGGUAUACCCGAUACUGUAGUCAAGAAGAAAGUGGUACUGCCCCAGGAAGGUGGGUUGAAUGUGGCAGUAUUCCGGGGAUUGAAAGAUGCGGGCAGUGGCAGCUUGAUCCCUUGUACGACUUUGAUCAGAUCCACGGUUUUCACUGGCUGCCAUAUUUUUGUCAACUGCAUCAUUACAGCAGUGAUGAAAUCAAGAAAUGCUUCGCAAAACAAGGUUGGUCAGAGAUUGUUUUUACGGGAGACUCGCACAUGCGCUAUAGAACUUAUCACUGGGUCACGAGAUUGCAUGGCUCAUGUCACGGCUGCAUUAAAACACACGUCAAGAUGGUGUUUGACAAAAUUCCACGCAUUGAGUGGGUGUUCGACGCGCGUGGAACGCGAUGGCCUCUCACUUUCCCAAACAUUUCGAUGCCACACGAGAUAUAUGUUCAUCCGAGGACAAGGCGCUCUAUGUUCUCCAAAGAACUACCUUCCUCUGUAUUCAGUGGCAAACUAUUUCUCAUGAACUUUGGUCACUGGAUUUUGCGGGAAAGCACCAAGAGAAGGUUUAUGGCUGAAAAACUGCGCGCUUUUGUUGAAGCAAUUCAAGCAAUGAACAACUCUGGCGAAGCUCCCAAGAGAUUUCUUUGGGUGAACACGGUUAGUCUUCCUUGGAGAGAAGAUCGGGCCAUGAUAGAAUGGUUGGAAAACCCAUCUCCUACUCGUGUUGCGCAAUUGAACGGUCUAACAGACGAGGCAAUGCGCCUGGGCAGUGUUCAGAUUGUAGACGCUUUUCAGAUAUCCAACAGUCGCAUAGGUGCUACGCAUGAUCAGACGCACUAUGCCAAAAGGAUGGAGAGAGGAGACUGUGGGGGAGUAGUGGAGAACGCCAUAAGUAAUGUGAUAGCUAAUGCUCUAUGUAACUAUGAUAAUUGGUAG